Parathielavia appendiculata is the source of this 599-nucleotide messenger RNA. RefSeq lists its product as uncharacterized. The record is from RefSeq and is a predicted model, not a curated record. The transcript has a single exon. Bases 231 to 533 code for a protein of 100 amino acids. NCBI's taxonomy places the organism in Eukaryota, Fungi, Ascomycota, Sordariomycetes, Sordariales, Chaetomiaceae.
ACCUGUACAUUCAGCACCUAGCCAGGAGCCAUAACCGGCUACUCGAUAGCGGGGCCCACGGAGAAGAAAGAAGCGCUCGACUUCUCCGCCAUGGCACGGCAUGGUUCAGACAUAAUGGAAGGGAGCGAGCCCAGCACGUGGCCGGGCAGGAGGGCUUCAUAAAGUUAUAUUCCGUGGAAGGAAGGGAAGGCAAACGCAAGGAAGGGGGCUAUGAAGGCCAGGAGGCGGAAAUGAAACUCCCUUUUGAUCAUUCACCUGUUGUAAUUCAUCGAUCCUCGAUUUCGUUGGGUCAUUGUCGACUCUUUCCAUCAGCCAGGCGUUCUGAUCAAUGGGAUUUGUUUAUUGGGGGUUGGGUCUGGGCAUCUGGGAACGAAAGGGCAAAGGGCAAAGCAAAGCCGCCAAGGAGUAGAGUGAGCCAAAGCCAAGGGGGUUGUUUUUUGCUUGCAUUAGUACAUACAGUACAUCUUUGUUGCAUCGGGUCGGAUGUAUGGUGGUUUUGCUGCGCGGAAAGGGGAAGUUCUGAGACCAGAUAGACAUGCAUCACAGUCCAACCCGUCCUAAAACACUCAUCUUGUCAUUCAUGCAUUCGACUGCGGUGU